UGUCAGCCAAAAAGGAACAGGAACAUGUUAUAAAUUAGAUCAGUAAAAACACAAUAACAUAGUUUAAGCAUAUUUAUCUUCUAAAUUUAUGAGUGGAGUAGUUCUGGGAAUGUGAUGAAAGGUUUAAGUGAAGAUGCACCCGUGCAGAGCGAGCUGUAGAAUGCACCAGCCGCGUGAUUCGUAUGGCGGACAAGGCUGUACAUUUUAAUACAGGCUAUAACUUGUAUGACAUCGAGACGAUAGCGAAAUGGUUGAGUUGCAACGGCGAGGCGUGGGGCAUGGGACCCACGGUGGUGUUCGCGAGUGCAGCCGCCUUGUUCCUCUACAACGAACUCGAAGCCACUGUGUUCGUGCCCGGGGACCAGCUUCAUGUCUCUGUGUUAGAGAAGACGCUCAUUUCAACAAUGGUGCUCGGAAUGCUCGCUCUGAUGGUCCACCUUUGGGUUUGCUCGAUGCGGUUCUUCCAAUAUUAUUUGGAUACGUUGAUUAAAGACAGUCCAAACAUGCUGCUAGAGAUGACAACGGCUGGCCUGCUGGGCGCGGAGGUGAUGCCGCUCAGCACCCUGACCCGGUUCCUCCGCCAGCAGCAGCCUCAGAUCCACAUCACUAUCUGCUGGUUCCUGUCUCUCUGCUAUGCGGACUACGUGCGCAAACACUACUGCCAGCGGUUCAACAUGCCCUACUUGGAACAGUGGCAAUCCGAGCUGCACGCGCGGGCCGCUCGCGGGGUACACCAGACCAUGGAGAAGGUGAACAGCUUCGUCGGCUGCGUCCAUCGACGGCUGCGUGGAUACGGGCCGCCCGGUCAUCGGACAACUGACACACACACAGUGAUAGCGCGGUACCGAAGCGCCCGUCGUCGGUGGCGGUCAGCGGGGCCGCCAGUGUGCUCGGACAGCUCAGCGACCGUGACGUCGGCGGCAGCAGCGGCUACAGCGGCAGCGGCAGCGCGACGCCAGCCAAAGAGCUGUGCGUGCGACUCGUCAGUCAGUCGAGCGAAACAACUGUUGAUGCAAUUGAGAAACUCCGAGCCCUUAUCACAGCAACAAGAUGUACGUGUAGCGGUUCACAGGACUCCUGCGUCGCUGGUGCUGUCUGCAGAGAUGCCCAGGAGGCAGCGCAGCCUCGAUGACUUCCCCUGGCGCAAGAUGGCCGAACUGCAUUUCGAUUGACUUUUAAGCUGUAUCAUGAAAUUAUUUAAUGAAAAUUAUAUAUCUG
This is a messenger RNA of Chilo suppressalis (striped riceborer), 1218 nucleotides long. The record is from the annotation of a GenBank genome assembly. Lineage: Eukaryota; Metazoa; Arthropoda; Insecta; Lepidoptera; Crambidae.